UUAUAUGAUGGAAAUGGAAAUAGCACUCACUCACUUGCAGCGAAGAAGAAAAAAAAUAAAAACACCAUCAGCAUCUUCACUCACCACGAAGGUUCCGUUCUCUGUGGAUCUAUAUCUCUAGGGCACGUUACGUGGAAGGAAGCUCUUCACCGACUUCAAUCGAAGAAGAUGGAUUACAGUGCUGGUUCGAGUCUGUUUCCGUUGCACCGUUGCAAAACCAUUCACCUGGUUGGUGAGGCACGCGCAGGGGAUUCACAAUGUGGAGGGUGACAAAAACUACAAAGCCUACAUGAACCCCGAUUACUUCGAUGCUCAUCUCACUCCCUUGGGAUGGCAACAGGUUGACAAUUUGCGUAAGCAUGUUCGCGACUCUGGCCUUAUCAACACCAUUGAUCUAGUCAUUGCAUCUCCUUUGAUGAGGACUCUACAAACAACUGUUGGGGUAUUUGGAGGUGAGGGCUACACAGAUAAAACAGACGUCCUUCCUCUUAUGGUUGCAAAUGCAGGAAAUAGCUACCGUGCUGCAAUUUCAAGUCUAAAUUCCCCACCAAUUGUUACUGUUGAACUUUGUCGUGAACAUUUGGGAGUUCAUCCCUGUGACAGAAGAAGAAGUGUUAGCGAGUAUCAAUUUCUUUUUCCCGCUGUUGAUUUUUCACUGUUAGAUAGUGAUGAGGAUACCUGGUGGAAGGCCAAUGUUAGAGAGACAAAGGAAGAACUUGCAGCUAGGGGGAUGAAGUUCCUUAACUGGUUGUGGACACGAAAAGAGAAGGAGAUAGCAAUUGUGACACAUAGUGGAUUCUUGUUUCAUACUCUGAAUGCCUUUGGAAGUGAUUGCCACCCCUUGGUAAAGAAAGAAAUAUCCAAGCACUUUGCUAAUUGUGAACUUCGCUCCAUGGUCAUUGUGGAUAGAGGUAUGAUAGGAUUGGAACAAUCAACCACUAACUAUCCAGGCAAGAUACCUUCAGGGCUGGACCUCCCUAGUGAUGUUGCAGAUGAGAAGUCUGAGAAAUAAUGGAUUUGGCUUCUUCUACUUGUUUGUAUGUGUUCAGGACCAUUCAAGCAUUGGUUCUUCUAUUUGAAGUUCACUAUUACAAAAUCUAACAUGAUUAUGUCAGAUUAUACAAACUGUGCUGAUUCUGUCUUGAAAUUUAUCAAUUAUUGUCUGCAGAAAAUAUUUGUUAACAAUUAUAACCUUGUUGGAAAUCAGAUGACCCAUGUGUGGCAACACAGUCACAAAACACUUCUGUUUGUUGA
This is a messenger RNA of Glycine soja, 1254 nucleotides long. RefSeq names its product phosphoglycerate mutase-like protein 1. Bases 290 to 1012 code for a protein of 240 amino acids. NCBI's taxonomy places the organism in Eukaryota, Viridiplantae, Streptophyta, Magnoliopsida, Fabales, Fabaceae. The transcript is spliced from 9 exons. Gene Ontology annotation, molecular function: phosphatase activity. Gene Ontology annotation, cellular component: cytoplasm. The record is from RefSeq and is a predicted model, not a curated record.